UCUGCUGCGGUAUGUACCAUAUAUCAUGUUGGACAGGAACAUUCUCACGAUUUAGAGACUCAACAUGUCUUCGGUCUGAUUAAGAUUAUUUCCUCUGUUACGAUGGACGCUGCUGUCCGUCAUGUCAACCUCUGACCUACCGCUUUGCAUUGUGGGAAACAGUAAGCGAGGGAGACUGGUCUAAUGCAGACUGGAGAUUUUUACUGAAUCAGCACGACAUCCGGGUUUGUUCACAUACUGCUUUUUUGACCAAUCAGGACAAACUACUAGGAGAGUAGGAGGUUUAGGAAACAGAAUAAAAGAUGUUUCACAGGAAUUGGGAAAGGAAGUGAAACCUUUAACGUGAUGAUGGCGCUGUCACUAACACCUAGUCAGAGUGAAGCCCUUAUUAACCCCCUAAACGUCCACCAUGGUUCUUAGUAAGAGUAGGAACAUUAGAAAGUUUGACAGUUCAAACACUCACCUGAACAUCAUCUGAUGUGUGUGUUUGUCCACAGACACACACAUGAUGUCAUCAUUAGCUCUCACCUGGACUCUCACCUGUCUGCUCACCUGCUCUGCACUGGUCCAAAGUUCAGUGUUUCUGGAUCGGUCGUCUGCAGGUCAGAUUCUCUGCUCGGCCUCCAGGAGCCGCCGAGCAAACUCCUUCUUCCUGGAGGAGAUGUUACCAGGAGACCUAGAGAGGGAGUGCUAUGAGGAGAGCUGCUCGCAGGAGGAGGCAGCCGAGAUCUUCCACACCAGAGAGAAGACGCUGGAGUUCUGGUACAAAUACAUCAAUCUGAACCCCUGUCGAACAAACCCGUGUCUAAACGGAGGGAUGUGUACCCUAGACCGAGGAGAUUUCCUAUGUCUAUGUCCUCCGCAGUACCACGGCAAGACCUGCGAAUCAGUUGUGUUGCAGUGUCGCUAUAGAAAUGGUGGCUGUAUACAGUACUGCAGAGACCUGCUAGAUGGAGCUGGAGUUCAGUGUGGCUGCGCUGAAGGAUUCAACCUGGAGCCUGAUGGAUACAGCUGCUCCAAGACAGUAUCGUACCCGUGCGGCCGACAGGACAGUGAGCUGAUGUUUGGAGGUCGUUCUCUGUGGAGUGACCCUGAGGAGGUAAAUGUUUCCAUGGAGACGGGCGCCAUGUUGGAUGAGAACAGCACCAUCAGCUGGGUCCCUAAACUCAACUUCACAAAGGAGGAGGAGGAGGAGGAGGCAGUGAAUGCAUCGUCUGCACUGAGAGGAUCGAAUGAGACGGAUCUGAGGGAGGGGGGAGAGGAGGUGGGGUUGGUGCCUCGUAUUGUGGGUGGAGUCUUGGAGAGACCGGGGCGGAGUCCCUGGCAGGUAUUGGUCCGCAGGUCUGAUGGUUAUGGUUUUUGUGGUGGGACUCUGGUUUCUGACCGAUGGGUGAUCUCUGCUGCUCACUGUCUGGAACAGACUGCAGACCACAUUACCAUAGGAGACUUUGACAAGAAACGUCCUGAUCCAGGUGAGCAGCUCAUAAAGGUUCAGAAGGUCUUUGUCCAUCCUCACUUCCACUCGUUCACCUUUGACAGCGACAUUGCUCUGCUCUAUCUUGCCCGGCCCGUUGUCAGGGGCUCUACCGCCAUCCCCGCCUGCCUUCCUGACCCCCACCUCUCCAAAUACCUGCUGGAGGAGGGUAACCGUGGCGUGGUGACGGGUUGGGGCCUCACUCGGUUCUUGGGCAAGUCCUCCAGGUUUCUCAGGAAGGUGACACUCCCGGUGGUCAGCUACAAAGACUGCACUGCGACCACUGAACAGGUAAUCACAGACAACAUGUUCUGUGCGGGUUACCUGGAGACCAGCAUGGACGCCUGCAGCGGGGACAGUGGGGGGCCAUUCGUUGUGAACUACAGGGGGACCUGGUUCUUGAGCGGGGUGGUCAGCUGGGGGGAGAAAUGUGCCGAUAAGGGAAAGUAUGGAGUUUACACCCGACUAGGGAACUUCCUGCAGUGGAUCCAGGACACCAUGGGAAGAUCGGCCUGAUACUGUUUCCCACCUGAGCUUUAUGUUCACAGCUGGAGGACUACUAGGACCCUGAACUACAGGACUCAUACUUUGCUCAGACUCUGGUCCAGGUCCUGCAGUAAAAUCCUUCAGUUAAAGUAGCACCAGGAAAAGUUUCAAAUGAAGUCCACAGUCCUCUUCCUAAAUGAUGCCCUGCUUAUGCCACUUUAUAUUUUUGGUUUAAAACGUUUCUACCUGCAUUGUUGUUCAUUUCCUGCCUUUGAAUUCCCCCCGGGGACAAAUCAAGUUUUUUGAAUUUGAAUUUUAAAAAAGUUACGUUAGGACUGUUAAGAUUUGUAGUUUGAACUUUAAACUGAAAUAAAAGUAUGAAAGAUCAAUAUUUUUGAUCAUGAA
Labrus bergylta (ballan wrasse) is the source of this 2365-nucleotide messenger RNA. Its product is annotated as coagulation factor X. Gene Ontology annotation, cellular component: extracellular region. NCBI's taxonomy places the organism in Eukaryota, Metazoa, Chordata, Actinopteri, Labriformes, Labridae. The record is from RefSeq and is a predicted model, not a curated record. Gene Ontology annotation, molecular function: calcium ion binding; serine-type endopeptidase activity. Gene Ontology annotation, biological process: blood coagulation; proteolysis.